GGUCUGGGAAGGUCCUCUGGGCCUUGGGAUUUUCGUCCGUGAGGCAGAUUAAACUCUGAACCUCCUUCUAUUCCAUGCUCAGCUUUUUAUCACUUAUUUCUCCGACCCUCACGCUAUUCCCCAAGGUCUUCGGCCAAGACCCUGAGCUUAAUCAACCAUUAUCGUUACCGUAACACUGUUAACCCCUUGCCUUGACCUCUCUUCCUAUUCGAAACAUUUCACCCUUAAACGGAUAACAACUUCCGCACUCACCGGACUGUCUGUUCCACCAUGGGCCAAAAGCAGACGGUGCAGCAACCCAAUCCCAACUCGCCCCUUGGCCAGCCCGGCCCUCAUGGCUACCCGAUGCGCUUCGGAGUGCGCCUGGCCGGGUUCAAAGGGUUCAAAAUCUACGGUGCCAAUCCCAAGCAGCCCUGCCACUACGUCGAACUGCACACACGGCGCCAGAUCCUCCAUGAAAGCGCCCGCAGAAAGGACCGCAGCCCAGCUAUAGUCACCGUCAACGAGAACUGGCCGUCGUGGUCUCUCUUUCCACUCGACGACGAAUCCGCCACCUUCACCAUCACGGUGCACAACAACGUAAAGCAAGCCACCCCCAGUCCGGAUGGCAGCAGCACCCCCGAAUCCGAGGCCGGCGAAUCCCAAACCGCCGAAGGGGAAGCCGCCGAAGGGGAAGCUGCCGCCGACCUGAUCACCGACCUGAUCAUCGACAUGGACCACACCCGCUGCCGGCCGGUCACGUUCCAGUUCACCCUGCCCAUUCCAUCCCCACAAACUGAUGGCAGCACUACCUCCACCACAACCCUCGAGACAUUCGAAUGGCGACGCGCACCACAAGCCUGCCAAGAAACGCGCGGCAUCCGCAAGAAGACGCUCCCGCCGCUCGAAACCGGCGACGACCGGCUGCCGGAGGAGAAGUUCGUGUACGCGCCAUCGGGGUCGGUGCUGGUACGCCUGGGGGGGAGCGGCGCGGGGGACGGCAGUAGCAGCAGCAGCGCGCGCUGCACACCAGGCCGCGACCGCCCCCUGGGGUUCACGCGCGACGGCGAGGAGAUCGUGGCGUCGUACACGGCGUCGCGCGACUACCGCGCGUGGUACUACUUCCAGUUCUGGGGCGCCGGCGCCACGGGCGAGCUGGGCGAGGCGUUCACCCAUGUCGCUGUCAUGAGUGGCAUGGCUGUCUAUCAGGACGAGGAGGCCGAGCGCGCAAAGCGGCGCACCAAGCGCUCGUCGGAUGUGCACGGGACGAAGCCGGCCGUCUCGACGGGCUUGCCGCGCAGGAGGGAUGGGCUCGUUGGGCAGGGCUCCGUUGGGGAUAAUGGAAGUUGUAUCCUGUGCCUUCGCUGUGUGCAGUAACUAUACAGUAAAGCUGUGUAUUCUCCUUCCCAUCGGUUCAUUGUAUCUCGUCGAGACAUCUCCUUAGACCUCUGCUCCUAACAUCCUGGAUUUUGAGAUAAGCAGGUGAGCUUUGAGACUAGAACAUCGAACUGUGAAAGAUCAAUCCUCUGUUAUAACCCCCUGUCCAAAUCGAUCGGAUUACCCACACAAACAUCCGCAGCUCGGCACAAGCACUGUUUAAGGUUGCAUGAGCUGACCGCCGUUUUCGUCAAGCGGUGUUGUUCUGGAACCCUCAGCUCUCUCCCCCCCGGUUAGCGUGCCAGCCAUAAGCCACACACUUCAAGGCUGCUGCGGCUCACCAACGAAGCAAAUAAAGUGAUUAUUCAGCCGGGACGGCGCGGGCAUGGGGUUGGGACCGAAGCUAAUCCGAAUUCUGCUCAGCUUCAUCUCAAAUCUUACUCCUUGCGUGGC
Chaetomium fimeti is the source of this 1809-nucleotide messenger RNA. RefSeq lists its product as uncharacterized. The record is from RefSeq and is a predicted model, not a curated record. Bases 271 to 1356 code for a protein of 361 amino acids. The transcript is spliced from 2 exons. NCBI's taxonomy places the organism in Eukaryota, Fungi, Ascomycota, Sordariomycetes, Sordariales, Chaetomiaceae.